Molecule: messenger RNA, 1395 nt
Organism: Scedosporium apiospermum
Lineage: Eukaryota; Fungi; Ascomycota; Sordariomycetes; Microascales; Microascaceae
Exons: 3
Coding region: 1-1395 (464 amino acids)
Molecular function (GO): protein binding
Source: RefSeq, a predicted model, not a curated record
AUGAACAUCGCUCACCUCCCCAUCGAGGUCAUACAGAAAAUAGCCGGCCUCUGCCCGCUCGGCGACAUCCUAUCCCUCAGCUCCACAUGCCGAACUCUGCGCAACAGCUGCCAUGAUACCUUCGUGUUCCAGGAGUCUUUCCUGCAUCAUAUAAGCGAACCAACCUCUCCCCAGGUCACAACUAAGCUCGCCCUGCGCGAUUUGAUCCACAACUCUCUCGCCGCAAACGAAAGCUCGCAGCGAGUCAUCAUCUGGGCUCGGCUCGCAGCUGCGGCGUCGCGAAUGCCUCUGCUCGUUGAUGAAUUGGACCGGUUGCUGGAGCCUUAUGAGUCUGUCCCUUGGGAAUCGACGCUGCCCUGGCCGCAGCAAUUAGUCGAGCCUGUUGUCACUAUUGCUAGCACGAUCAACACCUUGGCUGUCCUUGGAUACCCAACAAUCAGCGACUUCACCGUAACUGCUGCUCUGGCCGGCUUCCUUACGCAUAUUCUCAACCAGAGGUUCUGGGGACAUGGCGAGCCCUUAGACCCACUUCAGACAGCCCAGCUCUCAUUCUGCUUCGCUAUCGGUGCUAUUGGCAACCGCGUGCUGAAUAACAUGAAAAUACUCUCGACACGCACAGCUAUAUUCUUGACUCUAGGCCGCGAUAAGUGUUUCCUAUCUAGCCAAUCUACCGGCUUCCUCGCCGCCGCCUGCAUGCCCUGGUUGUUGGGCUCGGAUCCGGCGGUCCACAACAGGGGUGACCUCCCUUACCUCCCAGCACUCCCGCUACUGAGUGCUAAUGGUCAAGGAAACCCAGGGAAUGUCGGCCUAGUCCCCCUCCCGGACGGAGUGCAAUCCACGUCUUCGGAUAACAGGGAUAUACCCGUCCAGGAGGCGAGUAAUAUGGCACCAUUGGUUUCUUCGAUGUAUUCAUUCACUCAAGCCCCUUCAUGGCAAUCGUGGUUACGCGCUACUGUAGAUGCCCUCGUCGAUGGCAUUGGACAGGGCGAGUGGAUUGGUUACUACACAAACGCCAUUAACAACGACAGGGAAGUGGACGCGCCUCUGAGAAAUAUUCACUUCAGCACCCUCCCAGAUCCGGACGACGGCAGCAGACUACUCCUCACGGCCAAUGAUUGUAUAGACGGUGUCGGGAGUUUCCGGUUAAAAGGGGAUUUGUCCCGUGAAACCGGUCGCGUGCGGCUGAUGAAGGAAUAUUAUAUCGGCCACUCUUGGUACAACCAGGGCUGGUUGACUCCCCUAGGCAUCGCGGGAUACUGGGCUUCCGAGCCAGAUCGUGCGCGAGGAUUGAUCUGGAUAUACAAGAAAGAGUGGACAAAAAGGCCAGCGCCAAAGAACGCCCGACAGGUGUGGGAGGGCAUAUUAAUUCCCGAGAACGGCGACAACAAUGCGUAG